Messenger RNA from Syzygium oleosum, 2370 nucleotides. RefSeq names its product DELLA protein RGL1-like. The record is from RefSeq and is a predicted model, not a curated record. Bases 407 to 2110 code for a protein of 567 amino acids. Lineage: Eukaryota; Viridiplantae; Streptophyta; Magnoliopsida; Myrtales; Myrtaceae. Gene Ontology annotation, biological process: regulation of DNA-templated transcription. Gene Ontology annotation, molecular function: DNA-binding transcription factor activity; sequence-specific DNA binding. The transcript has a single exon. Gene Ontology annotation, cellular component: nucleus.
AACAGUGGUGUGAUCUUUCUUUACCUAAUCCCACAAAACUUUGGCUUCCACUCUUCUGUCCUAUCUCGGUCGGCUGAGCUUCCUAGGCGAGAUUUUCCAACUUAUUUCCUGGCAAACAAUACCUGUCGACGGCAACGUCUUUGGAUCGUUUCGCCUUGUUCCUAUGUUUGAUGUUUUCUCCAAAUGCACAACGUGGUUUUCACAGAAAGAGCUAAAUAAUCCAAUCCGAGUAGAUGUAAAUGAAGCCUUCUUUCCAACGUGGGUGUCUACUUAUGAAGCUGUAAUUGUCGAACACUCGACCCAUCAGUGUCGAGUGUUAUGAUCCGUGCAUUGCUAUACGUCAUGGAAUACGAAAUCCUCCGGUUUCUGCAUUGAGUUUGCAGACAAAGGUUUCUCAGCUUUAGGAAUGGCGAAUGUUUCGUUCUCCUACCCGUCCUUCGGUUUCGACGAAGGCCGUGUUCUUGAUGAUCGUGAUAAAGAGAGAAGAAGGGCUAAAGGCGCGCGAGAGCAUCGAGGUGAAGAUAUCGCCGAGCUCGAUCCUUUCUUCUCAGGGUUUGGAAGUCGGCAAGAGAAUUUAAGCGGCAAAGGAGUCCAUCUGUCCGGCCAAUCGCAGGUCGGGGCGAACUCUGUGGUCCUUGAUCAGAUGAAUCUGAAUGUUUCCUCUCCACCAGUAUUAGGAUCUGAGGACAGUCCGGAAUUCGGGAAUGCGCAAAAACCGAUGAUGCCUUCGAAGACGAAGGCAUCUUUGGAGCUCCUCAGCAACUAUUGGACGGUGCUCAAGAAGCCGAAGAGAGACGAACCGGCGGAGCCGAAUCGCGAGGUUCCGGUAAGCCAGCCGAAGCUGUCCACGGAAGAGAUAAUGAGAGUGGCUGGGACUCGGUACCUCCAGUUUCAAGAUCAAAGGGACAACUAUUUCUCCCUGCUCACACACCCUUUCGGCCCCGCUUUUUCGGGCCUCUCCGAGGAAGACUUGAGAGAGGUCCAACUCGUUCAGUUGCUUCUAGCGGCGGCUGAGAAAGUAGGCGACCAACAAUUCGACCGCGCCAGCAGUUUGCUUUCGUAUUGUGAAUUGUUGGCGUCCAAGCGAGCGAGCCCGGCACAGAGAAUCGUCCUGUACUUCGCGGAGGCUCUCCGAGAAAGGAUCGAUAAAGAAACUGGACUGAUGAUCAGUACCAAGGGAUUCGAAGGAAACACGGGAAAGGAUGAUUUAAGUCAAGGCUUGAGCACUAGUCUCACAAAUCUUAAAUGCCACGCGCAACUUCCCUUCAAUCAAGUCACUCAAUUCACUGCGCUGCAAGUAAUCAUCGAGCAUACAGUGUCGGCAACCCGAAUCCAUUUGAUAGAUCUCCAAAUAAGAAGCGGAAUCCAGUGGAUAGUGUUGAUGCAAGCUCUCGCUGAACGGAAUGGAGAUCCGGUUGAGCUUCUCAAGAUAACCGCGGUCGGGUCGGCAGGCAGAGAGAAGAUAGAAGAGGCAGGGAAGAGACUAGCAAGCGUCGCGGAAUCAAUGAAAAUUCCCUUUUCGUUCGAAGUAGUCUUUCUGCCAAACUUAGAAGACAUUAGGGAAGAGCUAUUUAACAUAGAGGACGGCGAAGCCAUAGCAGUCUACGCAGCAGUGGUGCUGAGGACUAUGCUCUCGAGACCAACUUCCCUCGAGAAAAUGAUCGGCGUCAUCAGGAAUCUCAACCCGUCUGUGAUGGUGCUGACCGAAGUGGAGGCGAACCACAACUCUCCUUCCUUCUUGGCCCGCUUCAUCGAAGCCUUGUUCUUCUACAGUGCGUUCUUCGACUGCCUCGAGACGUGCAUGGUUCAUGAGGUCAAGUACAAGACCAUCGCGGAGGAAAUGUUCAGCAUUGGGAUCAGGAACAUAGUCUCGGCGGAGGGCCACGAGAGGUUCACGAGGAACGUGAAGAUCGACGUGUGGAGGGCGUUCUUCGCAAGGUACCGAAUGGUCGAGAUCGAGUUCAGCGAGGUCUCACUCUAUCAGGCCAACCUGGUCACGAAGCAGUUCGCUUGUGAGAGGUUUUGCACGCUCGACCGAGACGGCAAUUGCCUGCUGGUUGGCUGGAAAGGGACCCCGAUCCUCUCUCUCUCGGCUUGGAAGUUUCGGUGAGAGAGAGAGAGAGAGGAAUAUGAAUGCCUUCAAAAGUUCAUUGAAGCAUGAAUCUUGAUCUGCAAACAGCAUAACAGUCUCUUUCUGAAUUACUUCUUGUACUUGGGAACCAGUUCGCUCCUCUGAACGGUGUUUUCGAGACAUGCUCUCUCUAAGAUUGCGAAUCCGAGUCGUCGAGAUGAUUCGGACUGGAGAGAUCCUAGAAGGGAUCAGUGUAAUGUUUGAUCAAUAGAGAUGAAUUAUAGCUGCAAACCUUGUAA